Molecule: messenger RNA, 908 nt
Organism: Adelges cooleyi (spruce gall adelgid)
Lineage: Eukaryota; Metazoa; Arthropoda; Insecta; Hemiptera; Adelgidae
Product: 40S ribosomal protein S3-like
Exons: 4
Coding region: 147-881 (244 amino acids)
Biological process (GO): positive regulation of apoptotic signaling pathway; translation
Cellular component (GO): cytosolic small ribosomal subunit; nucleus
Molecular function (GO): structural constituent of ribosome; RNA binding
Source: RefSeq, a predicted model, not a curated record
UGUUGGUUAACAUUUAAUCAUUUUACAAUUUCUUUUUUUUUUGCUUGUUGUCACAUUACCAUGCCGUUUAGGUUGUAAUUUAACCAGAAAAUUGAGGAUUUCUGUCCAAGUCAAAGGUGUCGCCUUCAUUAAAGUCUGCGUGAAAAAUGCCGGCCAAAACAACUUCUGUUAAGAAAAGGUUUGUGUCUGACGGUUUGCUCCGUGCUGAACUUAAUGAGUUCUUGACUCGAGAGUUGGCUGAAGAUGGUUAUUCUGGUGUAGACGUACGUGCAGCUCCAUCCCGUACUGAAAUAGUAAUUUCCGCUACUCGUACACAGAAUGUAUUGGGUGACAAAGGACGUCGUAUUCGUGAACUUACAUCUCUCAUCCAAAAACGUUUUGACUUCAAGGAUAAGGCUGUUGAGCUUUUCGCUGAGAAAGUAGCUCAGCGCGGAUUGUGUGCAGUUGCCCAAGCUGAAUCACUACGUUACAAAUUGAUUGGAGGAUUAGCUGUCCGAAGAGCUUGCUAUGGUGUACUGAGAUUUAUUAUGGAAAGUGGUGCUAAGGGAUGUGAAGUUGUCGUGUCUGGCAAAUUGAGAGGUCAGCGUGCCAAGUCCAUGAAGUUUGUCGACGGUUUGAUGAUUCACAGUGGUGAUCCAUGUAAUGACUACGUCAAUGUUGCAACUAGACACGUAUUGUUAAGACAAGGUGUGUUGGGAAUUAAAGUUAAAAUCAUGUUGCCGUGGGAUCAAACUGGUAAACUUGGACCAAAGAAGCCAUUACCAGACAAUGUUAGUGUGGCGGAGCCUAAGGAAGAAAUUCUCCCUGUAGCACCAACAAGUGAUAUUAAAUCGAAACCGGAGCCAGUACCAGCUAUACCUGUUGUUCCUCUGGUCGCAUAAAAUAAACUUUUGUUUUUUUAACUAAAA